UGCGUUUUCCCUGCUAGAUAGCUUUGAGCAUUUUGGUUAGGGUUUGCUAAUUCACAAAGCACUAGGAAUGUAUAGCUUCUGUCGUUCUCUGUAAUACACUGGACUUUGACUUUUUAAUUUCCUCGAAAGCACUUAUUCGGACGACAGCGGUUUUGACGUGAUCACACUUGGUUUUCCUUGGAUUUCGGUAUGCCAGCUCUGCUUGAGAGCAUAACGUCACCUUCCUCCUUUGAAUCUGCGUUGGAAGAGGUCGGCUCACACAAAUCGUCUUGGGCGAAUAUCAAACAGAAAUUCUCCACUCCAUCACACUGUAGUAUGGAUACACACUCACUCAGCAGCAGUUCGUCGUCGCAAACAGAUUCAGAUAGUCUGGAUGAGAUUUCUUUGCCAGAAUGGGAUUUAUUCAGUGAUCCACAACAGCAGCAGGUAUGCUCAGAAUUAUUAAAAGUUAUAGAACAUUGCCUUACUGAAGCAAAGGGCUCCUUAAAAUGUUCUAAGCUGCUCAUUCCAGGACAACUGCUGGAACAUGUUGGUCAGGAGUUUCUCCAUUUGUCUGCUACAGAGCCCUGUGGACUGAAGGGGGCACUGGUUGAUCUGUGUAUACAGCAUGAGUCUGUCUGUCUUCACAUGGAACAGAUUUCCGUUGAUCCCACUAUUGUCCCUACCUUCCAGCUGACUCUGAUACUGCGUCUAGAUAGUGGAUUGUGGCCACGGAUCCAGGACUUGUUUACAUCUGGCCCAUCCUUUACACCUGGGUAUAGGCAUUCGCUGCGACUUGGAACAGGGUUUAGAGUCAUUAAGAAAAAGCUAUAUAGCUCUGAAGAGCUGCUUAUUGAAGAGUUCUGAAAGGAAACCUUGCUAUACAAUGUACACUGUUUUUUUGGAAGCUACAUAAAGACUGGGACUUACACUUUGCUAAAGGGCUACUGGAGACUGUUCUUGUUGACCGAGACGUUUGAAAAAUUAAGAUUUACAGAGUGUAGGCAUUUAAUCGUAGCUAAAAUCUGAAUGCACUUUUGAUCAGUAAAGGCAUAAGCUUUUUCACAGUAAAUGGAAGAUUAGCAGAUUGUAGCAGAAUUCAUAAUGCACUGUAAAACAAUUACACAAAAAGUGGUGCUGUAUUAAAGAUGUGCCCUUGGGGGUGUCUUAAGAGAAUGAGCUGAAUGUUGAAAAGGAGCCAGGGCAUUUUUUAUUGGUUCCAAGCAAGGUCUGCAUUAAAAAUGACUGUGCAGAGCCAGACUCUUCCAGUACAUUGUGUAAAACUGAACAAAAAUGUAUCCUCUAGCUUAGGAUGUGUGGCAGCUAAAAUGGUGUCUAGCUUAGUAAUCUUGUACUGGAAGGAUUGUAUUGAUACUGUUGACAGUAUUUUGUUCUCCACUGUUUUUUCCACUGUUUUCCUUAAACUAAUGUUACGUUUCAGUAACUUAAUUUUGCACUACUUUUUUACGGUUUUAUAAUAAAAGCACUGAAAUUUA
Protopterus annectens (West African lungfish) is the source of this 1475-nucleotide messenger RNA. RefSeq names its product DNA damage inducible transcript 4 (gene DDIT4). NCBI's taxonomy places the organism in Eukaryota, Metazoa, Chordata, Ceratodontiformes, Protopteridae. Gene Ontology annotation, biological process: apoptotic process; negative regulation of TOR signaling; response to hypoxia. Gene Ontology annotation, molecular function: 14-3-3 protein binding. The coding region runs from base 190 to 846 and encodes 218 amino acids. The record is from RefSeq and is a predicted model, not a curated record. The transcript has 3 exons. Gene Ontology annotation, cellular component: cytoplasm.